Culicoides brevitarsis is the source of this 9662-nucleotide messenger RNA. It is a transcript of the gene rhea, whose product is annotated as talin-2. Gene Ontology annotation, molecular function: actin filament binding; structural constituent of cytoskeleton; integrin binding. NCBI's taxonomy places the organism in Eukaryota, Metazoa, Arthropoda, Insecta, Diptera, Ceratopogonidae. The record is from RefSeq and is a predicted model, not a curated record. Bases 386 to 8851 code for a protein of 2821 amino acids. The transcript has 13 exons. Gene Ontology annotation, biological process: cell-cell adhesion. Gene Ontology annotation, cellular component: ruffle; plasma membrane; cytoskeleton.
UAACAAAUCGCAGUAACAACGCGCUCCGUUCUGCUGCUGCUGCAUAUCUAUACGCUACAGCAACAACGUAUAUCACAAAAAAAAAAUACAAACGUUUUUUUAUAAUAAUAUUUAUUUCCGUCGAAAAUUAUUAUACUAGAUAUACUUCUAUCUCUUCUACAAGAAACAGCAGUGCAAGAAAAAUACACAAAAAAAAUCUUCUUCGUCAUCGUGUAUAAUUUUAAAUACAAAAGUAUUUUUAAUGACUUUAAAUAAAGCAACCGUUUUUUCCACAUUUGAUUAAGUUUUGAAUUACUAAAAAUUGCAACGAUAUCGCAAAAAAGAAUAUUUAGACAGAAAACGAACGAAUUAUUAUAAGUGACGAGCGAGAAAAAAAUACAAAAAAAUGUCGACCCUCUCAUUACGGAUCACGCUGGAAGGUGGUGGCGUGACAAAGACAAUUCAAUUUGAUCCAAAUACAACAGUUUUCGAUGCAUGUCGCAUCAUUCGUGAUAAAUUUGCGGAAGCUGUGCAGGGACAAGCUCAAGAAUUCGGUUUAUUUCUCUCGGACGAGGAAAACAAACAGGGAGUAUGGCUAGAAUCCGGUCGAAAUCUCGGCUACUAUCUCCUGCGCAACCAUGACACACUCGAAUACCGUCGAAAACUGCGAAAAUUGCGCGUCCGCAUGCUGGAUGGCACAGUCAAAACCAUCUUGGUGGACGAUUCGCAGCCCGUUUCGCAACUCAUGGUGGACAUUUGCACGCGCAUCGGCAUCACGAACCACGAAGAGUACGGUCUAGUCAAGGAAGAGCUGGAGCCACAGAACGAAAAUCAGCCCGACAACAAGUCAAACUACGGCACACUUACGCUCAAGCGUCGCACCGCCGAAAAAGAUCGCGACGCCAAGAUGGAAAGUCUCCGGAAAAAAUUGCGCACCGACGACGAAAUCAACUGGAUCGACGUUGGCAAGACGUUGCGCGAACAGGGCAUCCACGAAGCGGAAACGGUCCUGCUGAAACGUCGUUUCUUCUUCUCGGACCAAAAUGUCGACUCGCACGAUCCCGUGCAACUGAAUUUGUUGUAUGUGCAAACGCGCGACGCAAUUUUGGAGGGAAAACAUCCCGUUAUUCAGGACAAAGCGUGCGAAUUUGCCGGAAUUCAGGUUCACAUUCAGUUUGGAGACCAUCAAGAGACGAAACACAAACCAGGUUUGCUCGACUUGAAGGAAUUCCUGCCAGCAAAUUACACGAAAACGAAAAAUAUCGAAAAGAAAAUCUUCGCUGAGCAUCGCAAGCACAUUGGCGUCUCGGAAUUGGAUGCAAAAGUGUUGUAUGUGAAGACGGCACGCGAAUUGCCGACUUACGGUGUUUCCUUUUUCCUCGUGAAGGAAAAGGAGAAGGGCAAGAACAAAUUGGUGCCGCGUUUGUUGGGCGUAACGAAGGAAAGUGUCCUGCGUUUGGACGAAAAAACAAAGGAAAUUUUGAAGACGUGGCCCCUGACAACCGUGAGACGAUGGGGUGCCUCGCCAAAUACCUUUACGCUCGACUUUGGUGACUAUGCCGAUCAAUAUUACUCCGUGCAAACCACUGAGGCGGAACAAAUUGUCCAAUUAAUUGCUGGAUAUAUCGACAUCAUUCUGAAGAAGAAACAAAGUAAGGAUCACUUUGGUAUUGAGGGCGAUGAAGGAUCUACGAUGGUGGAGGAAAGUGUGAAUCCACGAAAAGCGACAUUCCUUCAACACGAGACAACCCAUACAAACAAAAUUAACACCGAAUCACUUGCUAAGCCCGCAAUUAUGCGUGGACAUGACGGCGAACGUCCAUACACUACCGGAGAAUCGCAACACAUUCAAUAUGGAGCGAUUGUUGGACAAGUCAAUAUUGCUCAUCAACCUCCGAUGUUGCAACAAACACACGUCAGUACGUUGUUAACAGAGCCGCAACGCGCCCUGCUCGGAUACAUUUCGGCCGGUCAAGAAGCUCUCGUCAAGGCUGAAAAAGAUUUGCAAACAAAGGCUCCGUUGCCGCCACUAGGAAACGAUCCUGGGUCUUUGCAAUGGCGCGAAACCACAAUGGAGACCUCCAAACAAAUGGUUACCACACAUUUGGCCACGAUGAAUGCCGCAACGGCUCAAGUUGUCACUGCAUCGCAGCCGGAUGACGUCGAUCACGAGGCCGUUGGAGCUGCCGUCUCCCAAAUUGCCCAAAGUAUUCCCGAGGUAACGAAGGAAGUGCGAACCAUUGCCGCUCUCAUGGACGAUCAUAGUGACGAGUUGCUCGAGGCGACGCGAAAAUUGUGCAAAGCCUUCAGUGAUUUGUUGAAUGCUGCCGAGCCAGAGAGCAAGGAGCCACGCCAGAAUCUCCUCAAUGCCGCAAGUCGCGUUGGAGAGGCCAGCGGACAAGUGCUUAGCACAAUUGGCGAGGAGACCGUUGAAGGACGCGAGUUGCACGAUAUGUUGUUGGGAUUGGCAAAAGCUGUCGCCAACACCACAGCUGCUCUCGUACUUAAAGCGAAAUCUGUCGCUGCCGAAUGUGACGAUGAUGAUACGAGAAAUAAAGUUAUUGGUGCUGCAAGUCAAUGCGCCCUCGCCACAAGUCAAUUGGUGGCAUGUGCUCGUGUCGUCGCCCCAACAAUCGAAAGUCCCGCAUGUCGCGAGCAACUCGAAGCUGCUGCCCGCGAAGUUGCCCACGCAGUUACCAAUCUAAUUGGCAUCUGCAACGAAGUAACGGACAACACUCAAUUAAAAGGCGACUUAAUGGGCGCAGCUAAAGAAGUUUCGCGCACCUUGACCGAUUUACUCGAUCACAUCAAGCUCUGUUCACGCGAACACGCCCAACGCGUCGACGAGAACCCCGUCGAGGAAGUUUUGGUGGCCACCGACAUGCUCGUUUCAUCAACCGACCCACAAGAAAUGGUCCGUCAAGCAAAACAACUCGGCCAAGCAACUGCCCAUUUGAUCCAAAGCAUCAAGGGCGAAGCCGAAACGCAAGAAGAUUCCGAGCUGCAACGUCGUUUACUUGCUGCCGCCAAACAACUCGCUGAUGCCACAUCGCGAAUGGUGGAAGCAGCUCGUUUGUGUGCCGGAAGUCCCGCUGACGCGCAUCACCAAGAAGCUUUGCGAGUUGCUGCCGAGGAACUGCGUGAUGUUACCACAACGACCGCCAUUACGCCAGCUCUGAAACGCAAACUCAUCAAUCGCUUGGAGCAAAGUGCGAAACAAGCUGCUUCGGCAGCCACGCAAUGCAUCUCAGCAUCGCAAAACGCCGUAAUUUUCAGUCAUGACAUCCAAACGAAGGAGGUUUUGUUGCAAGAUUGUCAAAGUGUUGCCGAUUUGAUCCCCAAAUUAGUCACCGGAGUCAAGACAACGUUGGCACGUCCCGACGACCCAUCGGCGCAAUUGAGUUUGAUCGAAUCCAGCGAGAGUUUCAUCGAGCCAGCAUCGCAAGUUGCUGCUUCGGCACGUGAUUUGCAGCCUACAGUGAACGAUCACACCGCUGCCCAUCAAUUAUCGAAGAGCGUCGUUACCUUAACGCACUCCAUUAACGAUUUACGAUUGUCAGCAGCUCGUGCCCGUGAAGCAUGCGGCGGACAAGAACUCGAAUCAGCCUUGGAUGCCGUCAAAAACUUACGUGGCGUGCUAAACGACACAAAACGCGCCUCGAAUGACGGCACCUUGAGACCGUUGCCUGGCGAGACGCAAGAAACGUGCUUCAAACAGUUGAGUGUGACGUCACAAGGCGUCGAUUCCGCCAUGAUUCAACUUUUGUCAGCCGUUACGCAAGGAAAUCGCAAUUAUGCUGGCGUUGCGGGACGCGAUACGGCCCUCGCUCUUGGGGAUUUCGUGAAAAGCGUUCGUGGAGUCGCCGCUACCACCAAAAGUGGCAUGGUGAUUAAUUGCGCCGACGAUGUCAUCAACAAUUCGAUCGAAUUGCUCGAAGAAGCCCAGCGCACCCUGCAAAAUGUCGGCGAUCAAGACGCUUUGUUCCAUUCGGUCAAACGUGUCAAGGGAUCUUUGGUCAAAACUGUCGAUUGUCUGCCCGGCUUGAAGGAAAUUAACGAAGCUUUCGAACAAAUAACGGAACUUCGGGUCAUUUUAGAUGGCGGCGAAUACCCAGCUAGCGGAAAAACUUAUGGACAACUCCAAAACGAGCUGAAAGCUGCUGCAGAUGUCUUGAAUAACGCCGCCGGACAAGUUGCGCAAUCGUAUCCGAGUUCCAUCAAAUUGGCCAACUCCAGUCAAGAUUAUUGCCAAUCUUACAAAGAUUUGAUUACGAUCACACUCGAAAUGGCGGGACAAAGUAAGGAAGAAUACAUGCGCGAAUCGAUCGUGAAUGCCUUGCGAAGUGUUUCGACGCAAUCCAUCAGUCUCUUGGGCACAUCACGCUCCGUCGCAGCCGAUCCCAAUCAUCCAAACGCCAAAAACGAGUUGGCAUCAGCGGCGCGAAUGGUUACGGAAAGCAUUAAUCGUUUGGUUGACGUUUGCACUCAAGCUGGGCCCGGACAAAAGGAGUGCGAUAACGCAAUUCGCAGUAUCGAGGCGUUGCGUCCCUUGCUGGAUUAUCCUUCCGAGUCACUUACCGACCAGGGGUACUUUGAUUGCUUGGAAACAGUCAUGGACAAGUCGCGCACGCUGGGCGAUGGCAUGACCGGCAUCGCAAACAACGCGAAACACUCGCAACAUGUCGAAUUUGGGCAUUCGGUGAACUCUGUUUCCGAGUCGAUCCGCGGAUUAAUUGAAUCAGCGGCUCAAGCUGCCUAUUUGGUGGGUGUUUCGAACCCCACAAGUACUUCCGGACGUCCCGGUCUCGUCGAUCAAGCGCAAUUUGCACGCGCAUCGCAAGCAAUUCGUCAAAGUUGCGAUGUCCUGGCGUCGCCAUCGUCGACACAGCAACAAGUUUUGUCAGCAGCGACCGUAAUUGCUAAACAUACAUCCACUUUGUGCAACGCAUGUCGUAAUGCCAGUUCAAAUACGAGCAAUCCGGUGGCGAAACGUCAUUUUGUGCAGUCCGCGAAAGACGUUGCCAACUCAACAGCUACUUUGGUGCGCGAAAUUAAGCAAUUGGAUCAAGAUUACAGCACAGAUUCGCGAAUUCGGUGCUCGCAAGCUACUGUUCCGCUCCUGGAUGCGGUCCAAUCGUUAUGCCAAUUCGCAUCGAGCAAUGAAUUCAUCUCGAUUCCUGCGCGUAUAUCGACGGAAGGGCGUCGCGAACAAGAACCAAUUUUGCAUGCGGGACGCGGUAUCCUCGAUGGUGCAGUUGACAUGGUAAAAACCGCAAAAACUUUGGCUGUAUCGCCCACAGAUCCGCCCGUUUGGCAACAACUCGCGAUCCAUAGCAAGGCCGUGUCGGAAAGUAUCAAAAAAUUAGCCGCCAGUAUCCGUGAAAAAGCUCCCGGUCAGUUGCAGUGCGACUCGGUGCUUGGAAUUUUGAAUUCCUGUGCACGCGAUUUGAAUUCCACGGCAUUGGCGAUCGGCAUCGAGGGUAUUCCGCCAAAGCGCGAUAAUAAUAUCGAAGGAUACACGAGCAUGGUGUUGAAUGCGACGCAAGAAUUGUUGGAGAAAAUUGAACCGGUGAAGCAAGCGGCGAAGAAAAAUGCCGAAUCUUUGGGUCAUGCGGUCAAUCAAGUAGCGAAACAUUCGGUGCCAUUGACUUCUGGUACAAUUGGCGUUUGCUCCCAUGUCAUUCACAGUGCACAACAGACAGUUUUGAUCGAUCAAGCCAAGUCCGUGGUCGAAAGUGCCAUCCAACUGGUGCAAGUUUCGAAGGAAGCAGGUGGAAAUCCGCGUGCCGUUCAAAUUCACGCCGAACUCGACGAAUGUUGUCUCAGUACGCGCGAAGCAAUUUUGGAGUUAAACGCAACGGUUCAACGUAUUUCCGCGGAAAAUGGUGUCGUUGCACAGCUGGUCGAACAAAUUUCGCGAUCAAUCUCGCGGAUGACGGAUAAACGUGCGUCGUUCCUCGGGGCGAACCUCAAUGACUCGUUUGUGGAUUACCAAACGCGAAUGGUGAACAAUGGCAAGGAAAUCGCUCGUUGCGCUAAUGAAAUGAAUGCUCGGGCACCCGUUGAUCCGGGACAGUUGCCGCAGUUGUGCAGCGAAUUGGCGCAACAUUACAUCAAUUUGGCGCAAGACACAAUUGGAGCAUGCACCACGACGACAUCGCAGGAAGUUUCGAUGCGAAUCCGGAAUGCGGUGCAAGAUCUCGGUCGUUCAUGCACAAAUUUGAUCCAAUGCACGUCGGGCAUCCGCAAGGAAGACAUGAGUGGAUUGGCGGAACUUUCACGCAAUGCUCGUGAUGUCUCGGAAAAGGUGUCGCAAGUACUGGCGGCACUUCAAGCCGGCUCUCGUGGCACUCAGGCGUGUAUAAAUGCAGCAAGUACCGUUUCCGGCAUCAUCGGAGACUUGGAUACGACAAUUAUGUUCGCAACAGCAGGCACUUUGCACUCCGAUAAUGAUGGGUCGUUCGCCGAUCAUCGUGAACACAUUUUGAAGACAGCAAAGGCUUUGGUUGAAGACACAAAAGUGCUUGUAGCUGGAGCUGCUGGUACGCAAGAUCAAUUGGCAGCUGCUGCACAAAAUGCUGUUUCGACAAUCUUGCAACUUUCCGACGCCGUCAAACGAGGCGCCGCCAGUCUCGGCUCCCAACAACCCGACUCACAAGUCAUGGUAAUGAACGCAGUGAAAGAUGUUGCUGCCGCCCUUGGUGAACUUAUUAACGCCACAAAACUCGCCUCUGGCAAACCCAUCAACGAUCCAGCGAUGAACGAGUUGAAGGAAUCCGCAAAGAUCAUGGUCAUGAACGUCACAUCUCUCUUGAAGACCGUAAAAGCUGUCGAAGACGAGCAUACACGUGGAACGCGUGCCAUGGAAGCCACUGUCGAAGCAAUUUCACAAGAAAUCAAGCAAAUGCACACUUCGGAAUCGAUGCGCGCCUCAUCUCCCGCCACGCCCGAAGAUCUUAUCCGCGUCACGAAAAAUGUCACAGUCGCUACUGCCAAAGCCGUAGCUGCCGGAGCCUCAAACUUACAAUCUGACAUCGCAUCCGCUGCGAAUUUGGGUCGUCGGUACAUCUCGGAGAUGUUGAUUGUGUGCAAAAAGGUCGCCUGGACCUGCGCCGAAACGGCAGAAUUGCGCCAACGAACACUGGAUGCGGGUUCAUCCGUUGCGAUUGCGUAUCGUGACUUGUUGGAAGGUGUUUUGCGUAAUUGCUCGGCCGACGAACGGAUGCAGUUGUCACGACGUGUCGCUAAAUGUGUCACAGAUCUCGUUGGCAUGGCGCAGUUACUUAAGGGAUCGGACUGGAUUGAUCCGGAUGAUCCAACGGUGAUUGCGGAGAAUGAAUUGUUGGGCGCUGCGGCGUCAAUUGAUGCUGCCGCGAAGAAAUUGGCGAGCUUGAGACCUAGAAGAUCGUCCGUUGUUAAGGAAACCGAUGAGAACUUGAACUUUGACGAAAUGAUCCUCGAAGCUGCUCGCGGUAUCAUGGCUGCAUCUUCUGCUCUUGUACGUGCCGCCAACGCUGCUCAACGCGAAUUAAUUGACCAAGGCAAAGUUGCUCGCAAGCAAUUAAAGUCCUCCGAAGACGGUCAAUGGUCGGAGGGACUCAUUUCAGCGGCGAGACUUGUAGCUGCUGCCACCCAUUCUCUCGUGGAAGCCGCUCAAAAUCUCGUCCAAGGUGUCGGCACCGAAGAAUAUCUGAUUUCGACAGCAAAACAAGUUGCCAGCUCGACAGCCCAACUUCUUAUCGCGUGCAAAGUGAAAUCGGAUCCAACCUCAAAUGCGGGAAGACGAUUGCAAGAAGCCGGAAACGCCGUUAUUCGGGCCACAGACAACUUGGUACAUGCUGCACGACAGGCGAUCGAGGGCGAAGAGGAACAAACGUUGAAAUUGAACACAAAUAUGGUCGAUGGCAUGGCACAGGAAAUCAACGCGAGAUCGGAAGUGCUUCAAAUGGAACGAAAACUCGAGGAUGCCAGAAAUAAACUCAAAGCAAUUCGGGAAGCAAAGUAUCGUGCCAAACAAAUGGGACACAUUAGUGAUGGAAGUUUGGAGAGCGGUGAUGAGGGAGCAUAUCACUCAUUUACUGGCUACCAAACCCCGUCUCCUAGUCACUUGAGUGCCUCACGUGGGGCUUACAACGCGACACCGCCAUCCCCGAGCUUCCAUAAUGCCUCGUCGUCCACAUCUUAUACUCUGCAUCCAACGUCGCCAGCUGCCGGUGCAACAUAUUAUCCGCCAGCACAAUCGUAUAUCGCGCCACCAAGUCCCAGCAACCUCUCCUUGCCGCCCCCGCCGCCGCCAUUGCGCACAUCGCCAAUUCCGCCGCCAAAACCCACACACCUUCUCACGGGAAAUGCCACGCCGAAGCCAUACCAGCCUUUCGGGGGAGCCGGAGGAGCUCCAACUGCCACACACGUCGAAACGAUUCACCACACAAUUGCCAGUCCGACGCUCGAUAGCAAAGUUUACGAGACAAGCACAUUGAAAAAUUAUAAUUUGACGACGUCAUCAAAGCCAAAAGUAAUUGCGCAGUCGCCGUCUUUCAACAAAGCCAAUUUGGAAGCUUGUGUCCAAGAUUUGCAUGAGAAAACAUUUGGCAAGAACAUGUCACCGAUGUCCACCUUCAAAAGCGGAACAAUACCAUUAAAUGGCAAUUCUGGAAACUUUGGGGAGAUAAAAUAUGAAACAAGAACUUACACCACAACCGAACCAACGCUCGAUCGUGAAUUCAGCAAAAUGAACAUUGAAACGACGACGGAUGGUAGCGGCGCCACUCGCUACACACAAAUGCGACGCAGCGUCGAAACCGUUGAAACCAAAACGGAAUCAAGGCAUGUUGAAAAGAAAAUUGAAAAUCGUAGUUAUCGAUUGCAAUAAAAAAACAACAACUUUUAACAUUAGUCGCCUAUAAUAAAAAAAACUUUUUUUCGCCUUCUAAAAUUUUAUCGCAUAACUUCCUGCAAAACGGAACACUUGUUAUAAAAAAUUUAUAAAAUUAAUAUAUUAUUAACUAAUUUUAAACAAAAAAAAAAACAUAACACAAAAUAACACUUAUUUCAAUAAAAAAAAAAUUUGAACACAAUUGUUGCAAAAUUGAUAUUAGAUUUAAGAAAGAAAAAAUUAUUUCUGCUCCUAGAGCAAUUCAAUUUCCUUAAAAAAAAUAUAAAAAAUAUUUUAAUGUAAAUAAUUUCGACCUUUAUCUACUUAUUAUACAAAACAAAUGAAAAUUUAAUUGCUAUUUUUAAUAAUUAUUAUUUUUUUAUGAUAAUAAAUUAAAUUAUAGCUUCCAGCCUUUUUUGCCAAAUAAUAUCGCAAAAAGAAAAAUGUGCCAGAAAUUAAUUAUUUAAUAAAAUUAUUAAUUUAAACUUUUUUUUUGUAUAUUUUAAAACUAAAAAUGUGACAAGAAAAUAACACAAAAUUGUUGAAAAAAAAGUUAAAGAGUUAAAGUGACCUUUAAAUGAGAUGCCGAAUAAUAUACUACUUACUUAUACUUAUAUAAAAAAAAUAAUGCAAAAAUUUUAGAAUUUUUUAAAAAUAUAUUAAAAAAUAAGCCACUUACAUCGUGCCCAAUAUAUUAAUUAUAUUAUACUUAAUAUAUAUAAAAAAUGUAUAUUAUUUUAAAAAUUUAAUAAAUAAUAAUAAUAUAGUGUAUUGAAUAACUUAACAACAUGCAUUUUAACAAAUAAUA